This is a messenger RNA of Scleropages formosus (Asian bonytongue), 1757 nucleotides long. Its product is annotated as zinc finger protein ZIC 3-like. The record is from RefSeq and is a predicted model, not a curated record. The transcript has 3 exons. Bases 272 to 1633 code for a protein of 453 amino acids. Lineage: Eukaryota; Metazoa; Chordata; Actinopteri; Osteoglossiformes; Osteoglossidae. Gene Ontology annotation, cellular component: nucleus. Gene Ontology annotation, biological process: regulation of transcription by RNA polymerase II. Gene Ontology annotation, molecular function: RNA polymerase II cis-regulatory region sequence-specific DNA binding; DNA-binding transcription factor activity, RNA polymerase II-specific.
AUCAGUCCAAGGACAUCAUUCACUUGGAUGCGGGGGAAAAAGUUCGAUCCUCUCUUCUCCAGGAUCACUUAGCGGAGUUUCUUCUUUUUUUUUUUUUUUUUUUUCCCUCCUCCACUUAUUACCAAGAGAAGGAUUGUUUAUUAUGUUGCCGUUUCUUUUGCCUUUCUUUAAAAUUCUGCAAACUUAUGAGCGCGGGUUUUAACGCUGUCGCAGCGCUAUUUUUGUUUACUUUUCGCAGUUUAUUUUUCGUUUCGCUUGCCCCGCAGUGACCAUGCUCCUUGACAGCGGUCCCCAGUUCUCGGCUCUGGGCGUCGGGGGCUUUGGGACGCCGAGGCAUCAUGAGAUGGGGAACAGGGAUCCGGCGGGCUUGGGGCUCAAUCCCUUCGGAGAUUCCUCCCACUCCACCGCCUUCAAGAUCAGCCCUGUGGCUCACGACAUCGCCGCCGGACAGAGCUCCGCGUUCACGGCACAAGCCUCGAGUUACGCAGCUGCCCUGGGACACCACCACCACCACCACCACCACAGCGGCCAAGUGGGAUCCUACGGAGCCGGGACCUUCAAUUCCACGCGGGAUUUUUUGUUCAGAAACCGUGCGGCGGGUCUCGGGGAAUCUGCGGCUGGCAGCGGGCAGCAUGGGAUCUUCGGUCCGUCCGCAGGGGGUCUGCACGGACCCCCGGGGAUCUCCGAGACCGCGGGACACCUCCUGUUCCCGGGGCUGCACGAGCAAGCCGCGAGCCACGCGUCUCCAAACGGACACGUAGUGAACAGCCAGAUGCAUCUGGGUUUGCGUGGGGAUCUCUUCGGGAGACCAGACCCGUACCGAUCCGUCUCCAGUCCCCGCGCGGACCCCUACGGCACGAGCCACCAGCUGCACAACUACAACCACUCCAUCAACAUGAACAUGGGCAUGAACAUGCCGACGCAUCACGCUCCCGGGGCUUUCUUCAGGUACAUGCGGCAGCCCAUUAAGCAAGAGAUGUCCUGUAAGUGGAUAGACGAGAACCAGAUGAACCGGCCCAAAAAGACGUGCGACCGGACCUUCAGCACGAUGCACGAGCUGGUGACGCACGUCUCCAUGGAGCACGUCGGCGGCCCAGAGCAGAGUCAUCACAUCUGUUUCUGGGAGGACUGUCCCAGGGAAGGAAAGUCCUUUAAGGCAAAGUACAAACUGGUGAACCACAUACGGGUGCACACUGGAGAAAAGCCCUUCCCGUGUCCCUUCCCUGGGUGUGGAAAAAUAUUUGCCAGGUCGGAAAAUUUGAAAAUCCACAAAAGAACUCAUACAGGUGAAAAGCCGUUUAAGUGUGAGUUCGAGGGUUGCGACAGACGCUUCGCGAACAGCAGUGACAGGAAAAAGCACAUGCACGUGCACACGUCGGACAAGCCGUACAUUUGCAAAGUCUGCGACAAGUCCUACACACACCCCAGCUCUCUCAGGAAACAUAUGAAGGUGCACGAGUCUCAAGGCUCCGAGUCCUCCCCGGCUGCAAGUUCUGGGUACGAGUCGUCCACGCCGCCCGCGCUCGUGUCUGCGAACACCGAGGACGCGGCGAAAUCGUCGCCGCCGGGCGCGCAGAGCUCGUCGGCGCACAGCGACGGACUGCCGCCCAACUUUAGCGAGUGGUACGUGUGACAUUGGAGCACGUCUCGAAAAAAACGGGACCCAGAAAGGUUGAGGAAACCUGCAGCGCUCACACCCCGAAGUGUUCAGAAAAAGGGGUCGUGGAGUUGCUUGUUUUUUUUUUUUUUUUUUUUUU